AUGAUCUUUCAGAUGUGGCGGUGGGAGGGCCCUCAACGAGUGGUUCUGUUGGCAUGUGGUUCGUUCAAUCCACCAACGCUUAUGCAUAUGAGAAUGAUGGAGGUGGCUCGAGAUUACUUGGAGAAGCAGUUCAAUUGCACGGUCCUCGAGGGAUUACUGAGUCCCGUGGCUGACUCAUUCAACAAACCGAAUCUUGCCUCUGCUCAUCACCGCUUAGCAAUGGUCGAAGCGGCUACGUCGCAUUCAAGAUGGCUUCGAGCUGAUGGUUGGGAGUGUCGACAAAAGUCAUGGUCAAGGACACUUUCCGUAAUGAAGCAUCAUCACCAGGACGCUCAGAAUCGACUACAUGGUGACAUUCGCCUUGCAUUAGUCAUGGGCGGCGACGUGGUUGAGUCGUUCACGCGGAUUCUCCCAAAUGGAGAGAAUCUCUGGCAUCCGAAUGAUGUCCGCGAAAUCAUCACCAAAUUCGGCCUAAUCGUUAUCAGACGUGAAGGCUUCGAUCCUAUGCAAACCUUGCAGUCGAUGGCUUGUUUAAGAGACAUUGUUGAUCAAGUACUGAUUCUUUCUGAUGAUAUUUGCCCUUGUAGUGUUAGUUCAACUAAUAUUCGAGCUGCUGUAGCCUCCAAAAGAUCGAUAAUGUUCACAACUCCUUUUGCUGUUGUAGAAUAUAUACAGAAAGCUGGCCUUUAUUCCAGUAAUAGUCACAAUGGUCAGGUUUCGAAGUAG
Cooperia oncophora is the source of this 726-nucleotide messenger RNA. NCBI's taxonomy places the organism in Eukaryota, Metazoa, Nematoda, Chromadorea, Rhabditida, Trichostrongylidae. The record is from the annotation of a GenBank genome assembly.